AUUCAGACUGCUUCUAUAAACAUUUGUGAAAGAAUGUGCAAUGAGUCCAUCUGUGAAAUGUCCUUGCUACUAAAUAUUAUACGGUCAACUGUUAGUGGUAUUAUAACAAAGUGGAAGCAACUCAGCCACCAAGUGGUAGGCCACGUAAAAUGACAGAGCAGGGUCAGUGCAUGCUGAAGUGCACAGUGCGCAGAAGUCACCAACUGUCUGCAGAGUCAAUAGCUAAAGACCUCCAAACUCCAUGUGGCCUUCAGAUUAGCACAACAGUGAAUAGAGAACUUCAUGGAAUGAAUUUCCAUGGCCAAGCAGCUGCAUCCAAGCCUUACAUCACCAAGUGCAAUGCAAAGCAUCAAAUGUAGUGGUGUUGGCACGUACCUGAUAGAAGUCU
Staurois parvus is the source of this 388-nucleotide messenger RNA. The record is from the annotation of a GenBank genome assembly. NCBI's taxonomy places the organism in Eukaryota, Metazoa, Chordata, Amphibia, Anura, Ranidae.